UUAUUUAUUCCUACGUGAGCAGACCCACUACACUUCUUGCAUAUAAACAGUGAAAAUUACACCAUAAAGGACUUAUUAUUCCUUCUUUCGGAGUAAUUCUGCUGCUGGCCAAAGCCCGGCUCAUUUUGCGAGGAAAAGGAGGACCUCCUCUGCAGGUAGUUCCACUGCUUCAAGGUGGAGCCUCAACACCAGAGAAGAGAACUGGGAGUCUGUCCCAGAGAAAGUCUAAAGUUUGUGACCUACAGAGACAGUACGAAAUUGUUUCUGUACCUACUCCAUGGACCCUGAUUUCACGACGACCCUCCAGUAUGAACCAGACAUGGUUGGAACAUAAACAGUCGAGUCUCCUUGCCUGCUGGCAACGACGGCUGGGCUCAGACACCAAGUUCCUGGGCCAGGGGCCAGCCAUUCUUGGCUUAGAUUCCCAGAGGCCACAACCAUGGGUCCCUCUGCCCACGUGUGAACCACGACAGAGACUGCGCCCUCUGCAAGCCUUCAGAUGACUCCAUCCUGUCCUGGUCAUGCCCCACUGGGUUCUGUGAGGCUAUUUAGAAAGACAAGUUUCUCUCACUGAAGAAAAGGGGCAGAGCAUGAAAGAAAACAACGGCCCCGCAGGAGUGAUCUAGGAUUGACAGAAAUGAGGACAUUCCCUUCCUGUAUCAUCAAAGAAGCCAAGCCCCAGGUCAGUGAUUUCUCCGCCUGUUUACGUGCGAUGGACAGAUGUGCUUAAGUUUCCUGCCGCUUUACACUGGAAACUGAUGCUCCAGGAAAGGAAGCCAUCUAUUCCAGACGUAGCAGGUUUCUCUUGGAAUGCACACACUGGGAGUCUGGCGCUAUCCCCUCAAUGGUACUUUGGUUGUCUUUUUGUUCAAGACAGCAAGCUUCUUCCAGGAUCAGAACCGCCUGCCAGCCUCCCUUGACAAACAGCCCACCAGCCUGCGUGGUAGAUUGGAUGUUUAAUAAUCAGCCUCACUCAUUGUUUAUCUAAGUAGUAAUUAUCAGUGCAAUGAAAUAAUAUUUUAACUGCAAAGGAAGCAUUACGGAGCGCUCACAAGUGGAAUCCAGAGGCUGGGCAUGGCCAACACAACUUCUCAGACUCAGAGGAAAGGGCCGCUCCAUCUUGGCUGGCAGGUCUCGGUGUCUGAGACGCCAUCAUCAGAUGCUGCUCCAAAGACCUAAGGACAUGUGCCUGGGAGAAGUGUACGGUUCCAACCCUUUCCACUGAGGCUCAAUGGCCCAGCCAAAUAUGAAAGUGCGACCUGUGCUUCUAAAGCGGAACAGUCUAGAGUCGGUGGAGUUUGUGAAGCAACCGCACCACCGCAGGAGCAAAUCUCAACAGGUGCGAUUCAAGGAAGACGGGACCAGUCAGACGCCGCCUGGCCUGACCGAGGUUGAUGUCCACACGUCUGAAGACCUGCCUGUGAUGGGCAAGACCCAUCACCUGCCCACCUACUCACUCUCCUUCCCCAGGUCCCAGAAGGCAGGGGGUUUUCGGAACAUCGGGAUCCAAACCUCCCCCAGUCUCAGGAAGCAUUUCCCAGUUUUCAAAAAGAAGAGACUCACAGCCAGCAAAUCGCUGGUGGAAAUGCCCACAGCAUCCCCAAGUGCCAUCCAGGUCAAUGGCAACCUCUCGGAACAGGACAUUGUGUCUUCUGACCUUGCCUACUUAAGGCUGGCUCAGCAUCUUGAGGAUGGGCCCCGAAGGGUCACGGUGCCCCACCCAUUUCUCCCUAGAAUGUCCAAGGUGCAAAGCAACGGGCCUGUUAGCGUAUGCUUGGAAGCAGGGAUGUGGAGAGCCGCAGAGAAAGCAACAGCUGCCAUUCAGGUCCCAGAAGAUAUUUACCACAGUCCGACCUGGGCAGCUAGAGCAUCCAAUUUCAGCCGAGACAGGCCUGCAGAGAUAAGCAACUCCGUCUACCCUUUGGCUGACAUGUGUUCAGGUGAUGAGAGAAGAGUGCCGCCAACAGAUGCUGAAAGAUCUCCCUCCUGCUUAAAUGCCACCAGCGGUGCCAACCACAUGACAGGCACAGGGAAACUUAAACCCGAAUUGCUUUGGCCCAAAGACAACUCUGACGACAAAGACUUUGGCCUACUGUCAUCUCGGUCAAAAGAAACGUGUGUUCCGUCUUCUCCACGGACUCGCAGCUCCCCGUCCCUAGGCUCCCACAGCCAGCCAGCCCAUCCAGGAGGGGCUUCAGACUGUUCUUCACUGAGUAACAACCACCAGAAUCUGCUGUCACCCAAACCUAACAAUGCAUCAAAACCUGCCCCUGCGUGCCAGGGGCAGUCAGCAAAGAACCCCACCAAGUCAGACACCCCGGAGUUCCGAAAUUGCCCAGGAAACGAUCAGCUCCCGUCCUCUCUUCCAAAGAGGGAGACCCAACUUCAGAGCAACCAGGAGACCGGUGGGAUUAAUCAGAUUCACCUGGCACAGGGCGAGCUCUGCGACCUCCAAGGCAGGCUGCAGUCCGUGGAGGAAUCUCUGCACUCGAACCAGGAGAAAAUUAAAGUCCUUUUGAAUGUUAUUCAAGACUUGGAGAAAGCGCGGGCUCUCACAGAAGGGCGCAACUUUUAUCGAACAGGCCAAGACCUCAACAACUGCAGCACCUGCCAGAACACGGCGUGCAUCAUAUACAGUGUAGAAUAUGAUUUUCGGCAGCAGGAAGGCAGGUUCCAUGAAGUUCUACAGAGUCUGGAGGAAGCGGGACCGGGUGAGGAGCCAUCUCCCCCACCAAAGUCCCCAGCAGAACCCCCCGUUCCUGAGAAACAGGACUUACGGCGGAAAACCAAGAAGGUGAAGAAGAAAUGCUUCUGGUGGAUCUGAGCUUGUUGGGACCAUUGCCGAUGCCGUCCCUAAGGACCGCCCCGCGGCGGGGAGACCACUGCCUUCAGGUCUCCUCUCCUUCUCAGCAAAGGCCCGUGGGGGCUGUGAGCCACUCGACCCGUGGAACGGGGACACUCGGGCGGCUUUAGCUCCUGCCGGACCUGCCCACCGAGCUCACCUGCGUCAGCGCCACUGCUCGCUAGGACUUCACGGACGCUGCAGUGAUCACCUGCGUCCUUCCCUGCCGUGCACAGCCAGGCCACGUCCUGGUUUGCAAGUCCAGACGCCCACCAUGAGCCGAGCCCCCAGCGCACUUUCCAACACCUCUGUGAUGCUAAGCACCUCCUGCCCUCCCUGGGUUUGCCAUCCCAAAAGAAAGAAGAAAAGAAAUGUUGUGCAGAGCAGGAAGAUAGAGGAGAUAUUAGAAGGUACCCCUGGAAAAAAAAUAGCUACAUAAACUGGCAGUUUUCUGAGAUAUAGGUGUCCAUAAGCACAACAGAAAUGGGCAGGGCAUAAAAAUGCAAGCUCGUCUGGUGCGGUGGGUCAUUUUCAUUUUUAAUUAGCCCCUCGAUCCCAAAUCAAGGACUUGCCAUCUCAUGCUGUGUGGGCCUUACAGUCUGUGGCAGAGUGAGGUCACUGCAGGAUAUAAGGAACUUAGUGGUGUGCCAUCCCGCAGAUGCUAGCUGGUCCAGGGACCACCUUAGACCAUCAUGCUUCUCAGCCUGGGGCCUGAGACUGACCGCCUGGCCAAUGGGAGGGUUCUGGCUUGGGUUUGAACUUUACGGUUCCACAGCUAAUUUCCCUGUGACAGUUAAGAUCAUGAGACCCAGCAACCUGUCCGUUUCAUCUUACCAAUAACACAAAUAAGACUGAGAGAAAACCUAACACUGGUUCUCCUCCAUUCACUCCUGCAACGGCUUUGUAGAGUUCAAAUGUAUGUUAAUCUGCAUAGUCUCUCUCCCUUCCUGGUGGUCAGGCCAUGGG
This is a messenger RNA of Rhinolophus ferrumequinum (greater horseshoe bat), 3808 nucleotides long. It is a transcript of the gene INSYN2B, whose product is annotated as inhibitory synaptic factor family member 2B. Lineage: Eukaryota; Metazoa; Chordata; Mammalia; Chiroptera; Rhinolophidae. Bases 1232 to 2824 code for a protein of 530 amino acids. The transcript is spliced from 5 exons. The record is from RefSeq and is a predicted model, not a curated record. Gene Ontology annotation, biological process: inhibitory postsynaptic potential. Gene Ontology annotation, cellular component: postsynaptic density.